Molecule: messenger RNA, 1579 nt
Organism: Drosophila eugracilis
Lineage: Eukaryota; Metazoa; Arthropoda; Insecta; Diptera; Drosophilidae
Gene: Rlb1
Product: DNA ligase 1
Exons: 2
Coding region: 168-1565 (465 amino acids)
Biological process (GO): maturation of SSU-rRNA
Cellular component (GO): nucleus; 90S preribosome
Source: RefSeq, a predicted model, not a curated record
UUGACGGUUAAAAGUGAUCAACAAAAAACAUUAAAUUUCCCGCUAAAUAUAAAUGGUAAUGUCUUGAACACAUGAUAAAUCAGGUUGGCAUUUCCUUAAUUAUAAACGUAGUGUAGACUCCCACCUAUUAUGCUCUUUAGUUCGACCACCACUGUUACGAAAACAGCAUGGACAAAUUGAAAUAUAAUAAUUUGGUAAUAACCAACAAGAAGGUCAUCCAAAAAGCUCGCGCACAGACAAUCGCCAAACUAGUCCAAAAGCUACGGAAAACAAAAGAUGUUCUGGCCAAAAAUCCGGACAGUGAAAAGGAGAAGAUUCGCCUGCGAAAAAACAGCGAGGGCCUUGCUCAGCUGAAGUCUCUGAAAUGCUUGGACCUUGUGCGUCAAUCGCUUUUGCAGGAGGGUACAAAUCCCAACGCAGUAAUUGCCAGCGAGCGCUCCACUCCGGAUGAAUUGGGAAUCGCCAUGCUGCGGUUAAACAAAUUGAUGCACGGAUUGGUGGACAAGUUUGUGGAAACUCUGAAGCUAAGCCCCGAUAAGGAAGCCAAGUGGCGGGAGGAGAUCUUGGAGACGAGCAAGCGACGGGUUAAAAUAGAACGCACUGAAGAGCGGAAAAGAAGAAGAAAGGAACUGAAAGAACAAAAGGCUCAGACCAAAAACAGAUUAGAGUGGUUGGAACAAAAUAAAGUAGCAGACUCAAAAGAUAAUGAUACAGCAGCAGAGGAAGCGACUACAUGUGUUGUCAGCCAUGUUGAAAAGAAAUAUACCUCCGAGCCUUCGACUGGAAUAGAGGAACAUCCAGUCAUCCCUGCAGAGAUCAAAGAUAAGAAACUUUCCAAAAAGGAAAAGAACGUUAAGAAAGAAAAACCUUUAGUCGUAAAGAAUGAGAAAAAAAAUUUAGAGAAACCUAAACCGCUUCCCAAAAAGGAAUCUAUAAAGAAAAUUGAGAAAAAUAAAUCAAAUCCACUGAAGAAAAAAUGGGAACAAGAAGUUGAACGAAAAGAGUCUAAGGCUUUGGAAAACAAAGAAGCCAAAGAACAGAAGCCUAAACCUAAACCUGAAAGGCAGACAAUUAUUGAAGAAGAGGAAACACAACCUGACAAUAAUCGUCCAACACAUGUUGUUGAUCCCUUUUUUAUCACAGAAUCCGGGCAGCCUUAUUUGUCCACUGCCGUUGUUCUUUCCGGCGACAAUGACAGCGAAGCUGAAGAGGAACGGAGGCCGCCACCAUCCAAAAAGUUUCGUAAUGAAGAGCGACGUACAAAUACAUACCGGGAAAGACCAAAACAGACCAGGCAGCAAGAGUUUAAAGCGAAAAGGCCAACCGAUGAUCGUCACCCCUCCUGGCUGGCCAAGCAGCAGCAGAAACCAAUUAUCGGUGAUUUCAAAGGCAAGAAAAUUACAUUCGGCGAAGAUGGACAAGCGUCAAAAAUCACUGUCCCUCCGCCGUCUACUGCUGCUCCUUCUUCCACGGAAGGCAUGCAUCCAUCCUGGGUGGCCAAACAGAAGUUUAAACCAAAAAUCGCUGCCUUCCAGGGCACCAAGAUUAAGUUUGACGAAGAUUAAACAUGUUGAUGGUA